Molecule: messenger RNA, 1375 nt
Organism: Linum trigynum
Lineage: Eukaryota; Viridiplantae; Streptophyta; Magnoliopsida; Malpighiales; Linaceae
Source: the annotation of a GenBank genome assembly
CAAAUCAAAUAAACAGAGAACAGAACAGAGUACCAACACAAAAGCAAACCAGCCAUGGCUUCCUCUUCCUUCUCCGCCACCGCAACCAUUUCUUCUUCCCAUCACCAAUCCCAAUCCCUUCUCUUCAACAAGCCCUUCACCCACAAUUCCUUCAUCUUCAACAAGAAAUCCCCAUCCCUCCGACGACAUCUCAAACUCCGCGCCUCCCCCUCCGUCGCUCCCGUCGACCAAACCGCCGCAGCUCUCCCUCUCCCGCUCCCGGACUUCGACUUCAACGACUACAUGUUGACCAAGGCCGACCGGGUCAACGCCGCCCUCGACCAAUCCAUCCCGCUCGCCCACCCCAUCAAAAUCCACGAGGCCAUGCGCUACUCCCUCCUCGCCGGCGGCAAGCGCGUCCGCCCCGUCCUCUGCCUCGCCGCCUGCGAGAUGGUCGGCGGCGACGACUCCCUCGCCCUCCCCAUGGCCUGCGCCACCGAGAUGAUCCACACCAUGUCCCUCAUCCACGACGACCUCCCCUGCAUGGACAACGACGACCUCCGCCGCGGCCUCCCCACCAACCACAAGAAGUACGGCGAGGACACCGCCAUCCUCGCCGGCGACGCCCUCCUCUCCUUCUCCUUCGAGCACGUCGCCGUCCGCACCCCGAAGACCGUGUCCUCCGACCGCGUCGUCCGCGCCAUCGCCGAGCUCGGGUCCGCGGUCGGGUCGGCCGGCCUCGUGGCCGGCCAGAUCGUCGACAUCGCCAGCGAGGGCGACGAGGACGUGACGCUCGAGGAUCUGGAGUACAUACACAUCCACAAGACGGCGAGGUUGUUGGAGGCGGCCGUGGUUUGCGGCGCGAUUCUCGGAGGCGCGGAUGACGAGAGCGUGGAGAGGGCGCGUAGGUACUCGCGGUGCGUGGGGCUGUUGUUUCAGGUGGUGGACGAUAUCUUGGACGUGACGAAGUCGUCGGAGGAGUUGGGGAAGACGGCGGGGAAGGAUCUGGCGAGUGAUAAGGCGACGUAUCCGAAGCUGUUGGGGCUGGAGGGUGCGAGGAGGUUUGCGGCGGAGCUGGUCGAUCGGGCCAACGGGGAGUUGGCCGGGUUUGAUCCGGCGAAGGCGGCUCCUCUCUAUCAUUUUGCUAAUUACAUUGCUACCAGACAGAAUUAGUUGAUUAAUUAAUUAAUACAGAGAGUUCUUGUUUUUCGUUAAUCUGUCGACUGAUCGAUGCGAUCAUUUUUCUUUUUAAUUACGGAUGGACUAGCUUUAAUUUGUUUUUUUUAUUUUUUGUUCUUUUGGUAUGUUGUAUACUCCGACAUGAGUUUUGGCUGUUUUCAUAAUUAGAUGACAGAGAUAAUGUACUAUUUCGUGAGAAUAAACUGUUGAUAGAUUG